Molecule: messenger RNA, 429 nt
Organism: Enterobius vermicularis (human pinworm)
Lineage: Eukaryota; Metazoa; Nematoda; Chromadorea; Rhabditida; Oxyuridae
Source: the annotation of a GenBank genome assembly
AUGGACAAAAUUGAGGGUGGAGAAUGUGCGAAAGAUUUGCGAGGAUUGGCCGUUGACUUCAGACGAAAAUUCCCGGUCAAAGUACUAAAGAGCGGGAAAGAUGGACGACUGGCUGAGGUAAUUUUGCACCGUCUUUUGGAAUGUCAACGUAAGGAAAAGACUAGACACUGGGAUGAAGUUGAUGCACUGUUCAAAAAAAUUGCCAGUUUUGCAAAAAGUGAUGUCGAAGAAUGCCAAAAUGCGUUGGUGGACGAAUAUAUCUCAUGCAUGAAUCUGAUAUCCUAUACAUGUCAAUUUGUGCAACCAAAAUUCCAGUUUCGGCUAUUGCCAGCGAAACUGAUCAUACAGGAAGCUCGAGCUGCAGAAAAAGCUGCUGAAGUCUGCCGUAGCAUAACACGUAAAACCAAAGAACGUCUUGAAAAAGUUUAA